This is a messenger RNA of Penicillium egyptiacum, 427 nucleotides long. Lineage: Eukaryota; Fungi; Ascomycota; Eurotiomycetes; Eurotiales; Aspergillaceae. The record is from the annotation of a GenBank genome assembly.
CCCUCGAGUACAGAACGAUACUGCGGCACGGAUCGACCCUGAGAGCGCGGACUUUUCUGAGGGGGAUAUCCAGAAUGCAUUAGACGCUCGAGUACAGAACGACGCUCGAGUACAGAACGACGCUCGAGUGCAGAACGACGCUCGAGUGCAGAACGACGCUCGAGUACAGAACGACGCUCGAGUGCAGAACGACGCUCGAGUACAGAACGACGCUCGAGUGCAGAACGACGCUCGAGUACAGAACGACGCUCGAGUGCAGAACGACGCUCGAGUGCAGAACGACGCUCGAGUGCAGAACGACGCUCGAGUACAGAACGACGCUCGAGUACAGAACGACGCUCGAGUACAGAACGAACCUGAGAGCGCGGACUUUUCUGAUGCAAUGUCUAACGCGGACUCGAUGUCACGCCGUAGACCGGUCAUAUAA